Pristis pectinata (smalltooth sawfish) is the source of this 5057-nucleotide messenger RNA. It is a transcript of the gene slc25a25b, whose product is annotated as solute carrier family 25 member 25b. Gene Ontology annotation, biological process: transmembrane transport. Gene Ontology annotation, cellular component: mitochondrial inner membrane. The record is from RefSeq and is a predicted model, not a curated record. Lineage: Eukaryota; Metazoa; Chordata; Chondrichthyes; Rhinopristiformes; Pristidae. The transcript is spliced from 11 exons. Gene Ontology annotation, molecular function: ATP transmembrane transporter activity; calcium ion binding. Bases 287 to 1801 code for a protein of 504 amino acids.
AGUGGUAGAUGAUUAUGUUAAUAAGGGUUCCGUUAUCCGCCCCCGGUGCAGUGUCAUUGGCUGAUACGGAGGCACGACUUCAGAAAUCUCCAAUUAGAGUGGUCAAUGUGCCUGUCAAUCGAAUCUCGCCCGCCAUCUGAGUGGAAAGCAAGUGCUUGCGAUCUUGUCCUGCCGACAGCAGCCAGUGCGCGGUUGUGUUCACUCGUGGGGUUUUUUCCCUCUAAAAUUUUAGCCGUCGAUUUGGGCUUUGAGCCACUUUUCUCUUCAGAAUCCAGCUCGCUCGGGAAUGAAAGAACGUGCCCUCGCCUCGCCAUUAUUCAGCGGCCUCUUCUGCGAGUGCGAGGCGGCGUGCUCGGCCGACAGCCACUGCCAGGCGGCCCGGCUCGAACAGGAGCGGCGGUUCCAGGACCUCUUCCAGCAACUGGAUGUCAACCAGGACGGGGGGCUGUGUGUCAACGACCUGGCGGCGGGGCUGCGGCGGCUUGGCGUCCACCGGACUGAAUCGGAGCUGAGGAAAAUUGUUAAAGCUGGUGACAAAGACCUAGAUGGCCAACUUGAUUUUGAAGAAUUUGUUCAUUAUUUAAAAGAUCAUGAGAAGAAACUCCGGCUGGUUUUCAAAAGCCUAGAUAAGAAAAACGAUGGUAAAAUUGAUGCACAAGAAAUCAUGCAGUCAUUACGUGACCUUGGAGUACAUAUUUCAGAACAGCAGGCAGAGAAGAUCCUGAAACGAAUUUGGAGAGGGCACCUUUGGGGCCCUAUUGCUUACAUGGAUAAAAAUGGAACAAUGACAAUUGACUGGAAUGAAUGGCGAGAUUAUCAUCUUCUGCAUCCAGCGGAUAACAUUCCUGAAAUAAUUCUGUACUGGAAGCACUCCACAAUAUUUGAUGUAGGCGAGAGUUUAACAAUUCCAGAUGAGUUCACGGAGGAGGAGAAGCAAACUGGCAUGUGGUGGCGACAGCUAGUGGCAGGAGGAGGUGCAGGUGCUGUGUCUAGAACGUGUACUGCCCCACUUGAUCGGCUCAAGGUACUAAUGCAGGUUCAUGCCUCCAAAUCUAACAACAUGUGUAUUGCGGGAGGAUUUAGCCAGAUGAUUAAAGAAGGAGGAUUCCGGUCUCUGUGGCGAGGAAACGGAAUCAAUGCAAUCAAAAUUGCUCCUGAGUCUGCUCUCAAGUUCAUGGCUUAUGAGCAGAUAAAGAGAAUCAUUGGCAGUAACCAACAAACUCUGGGAAUACAGGAGCGAUUGAUUGCAGGUUCACUAGCUGGAGUAAUUGCUCAGAGCACCAUCUAUCCAAUGGAGGUAUUAAAAACUCGGCUGGCACUGCGGAAAACUGGACAGUAUUCAGGAAUACUUAACUGUGCAAAGCACAUUUUUAAGAAGGAGGGAAUUACUGCAUUUUACAAAGGCUAUGUUCCCAAUAUGCUGGGCAUCAUUCCUUAUGCUGGAAUAGACUUGGCUAUAUAUGAGACUUUGAAGAAUUCAUGGCUGCAGCGCUGUGCCACUGAUAGUGUGGAUCCUGGGGUCUUUGUUCUCUUGGCUUGUGGCACCGUUUCAAGCACAUGUGGGCAGUUAGCCAGUUACCCCUUAGCACUUGUCAGGACACGAAUGCAGGCACAAGCUACCACUGAAGGAGCAACUCAGCACACAAUGCUUGGACUAUUCAGACACAUUCUAAGCACAGAAGGAGCAAUUGGACUGUACAGAGGCUUAGCACCAAAUUUCAUGAAAGUUAUUCCUGCUGUGAGCAUUAGCUAUGUGGUGUAUGAAAACUUGAAAAUGACACUUGGAGUCACAUCGCGAUGAUGAGACUUGAGGGAAAACUUGUUUGAAGUUGCUUGAUCUUGGGUGAUCAUCCUGGGAUUUGACCAUCUCAUUCUGUGAAUGUCAUAAAACACUAGUGAAAUAACGACGCACUGGGGAAGAGGGUUAAAGGGACCAUUCCCCAAUAUUUAUCAGCAGAUUUAUUUUCUGAGUUGCAUUUUAUUUUUAUCAGCUCUAAAAUGCUGCCUGAAUCCCUGAUGGAGAUGCUUUGUACAGUACUAGUGCCACUUUGGCUCAUUGGUUGUACUGUGACAUGUUCAGAGGUCACUUGGACCAUCUUGAUCAUUGCAUCAAAUGUUGGUUGUUAUAGAGGGUGAAUGCUUACACACCUAUAUUAUAUUUAUCUGCUAUUCCAGUAGCAGUAUUAUCCUAUUUAGAAUAAGUGGCUUAGAUAACAAACACAGGAACAUCGUAGGAAUGCUUUUAAAGUAUUCAUUCAUUAAUAUCACUUUUCAUCAUUAAUAACCUGCGAUGAAGGGCUUGAGAAACCAAAUCAGAAGUCUUAAUGAAUGUUUGAAUCAGUAGAGAGAGAAUUCCCACAAAUACCAGAUGUAGUAUGGCCUAAGGGUUUUUUCCUGAUCUGGUGUAAUGCUUACAACUGGAAGCUCAAGGAAGGAUUUUGGUUUGCAUGUGAGUUUUUUAAAACAAAAACAAUCAUUCUUUUGUCAAACUUGUGGAAUUCAUCAGUUUCAUUACCAGUUUAAUUAAUUUUGUUAUUGUCUGGCUUUUAUCAUGUAGUGCUGGUUUAAACUGGAUAUUUAUAUUAUUUAUUGUUUACAAGUUUUCACAAGGCUCAUAAUCAGUGAUAGUGGAGGCUUAAUUUUUCACUGAAGCAACUAAAUAUUAGGCCUAUACACAAAUCUGUCAUAGUACCAUGCUGAAGUUUAAACCCAGAGAAAGCUGAUUUGAAAUUACCUUGUGUUGCAGGUAAUUAGCUGUGUCUUAAGGAAAUCUUAAGUGGUCAUCUUACAUUUAGAAAAGGGUAAAUUAUUUAUUUUUGUACACCUUGGGGCUAAGCAGAUAUUUAUUAAUAAAUGUGAUCUAAAUAAGGACAGAUUGUGUGUUGCUGAUAUUUGCACAACCUGUAAAUUAGCUAUUCAUUUUGUGUGGUUUUAAGAUUCUUCCAGGCCCCCUCUAUUGUGUGUUGUUAAUGCUUAACCUAGGUUUCAAUAUUUAGAUUUUAUUUGUAUUUUCCUCUUUAGAUGAUUAGGUUAAGGAAUGGAAGGGGGAAAAAAACAUGUGCUGCACAGUCCAGCUUUCUCCUACAAUGUGCAACUCUUCCCAGUGUAACAGAUUUCUGCAGGAGAUGUUUAAGGGUAUAUUAAAUUGUUGAAAGAUUGUGAAUUACAAAGCACUGAAUUUUAGUCUUGAGCUUUUCACAAAGAUGAGCCACUCCAUUUUAAGUCAUUGCAACGAUUUAAAAUGAAGACCUUUUAAUUUUCUGAAUAUUUAUGAAGAAGCUCUGAGCCGUCAAACGUAACUAUCUUGUGUGACGUAUGUAAAGGGAAUAAUGGUGUCUCUAUUGGUGUAUAAUAGAAAGGCCUUGUUGUAUGGUUCUGUGGACAUUUGCUUGCCAGUGAUGUACAAACCUCCACAUUUUUUUUUGAAUCUUCAAAAGAGGGCAUGAAAUGCUUGUGAUGUAUGUAUAUAGGAUCAUUGAAUUACAGUCUGAUUUGAUUUAAAAAAAACAUUUCGGAGAGGGAGCAUUAUGGAUAUUGGGAAAGUAAUGAAUGAUGAUGCAAACCUCCUCGAGUACUGGCACAGAGCCUGUGCCUCUGGUUUACAAGUAUCACGGUCAUGUGGGACCUGCAGGAUUUUGGGACCAGAUGAUAUCUGUCUAAAAUGUGGGUUUUAGCAGGAUAACCUUGGGCUCCAUUGAGAGAGUCUGAUCCUUAUGUAUUUGAACAUGUUACAGCAGUAGGUCUUAAAAGUGUGGUUCAGCUGAAGCAAAGAUCUCAAUUGCUCACACUGUUUCAAAACAAAAUGUUGUUUAAGCAGCAAUAUUCUAUAUUACAGCUAGUUGAAAGGCUAUUGCUGAUUUGUUUUUGUUUUAAGAAGGGCAGUUUCCUUUUUUCCGAGCUCAACUAUAAUUUGCUCCUCUACUGGUUGCACAACCUUUUGCAGGUUGUUGUUAUUUUAGAAUUGCAAACUGCCUUAUUCGUGUUUCCAAUAUUGGCUGUUAUGUGCCGAAAGCUAAGUUUUGAGGGAUUUCCCUGCUCCCUAUUUAUCUAUUUAUUUUGAAGAUAUGUGAAAACCAUGUGUAGCUUUAAUUGAAACUGUGUAAUCACUAAAUUUAGUCAAUGGAUUUGGAGCAUGGCUUGGGCUCUGCCUUGUUCAAAUUGUUUCUGUUCUAGAUAUUUGCACAAAAAUUUACAGGGGCAUUAAACCGCUACUCUGCAGUGUUCUUUGGGAUGACCAGGAUGUUCGUUCCAUUGAUUUUUGUGAAAACCUUGCUUAUUUCCAGUGAUGUCUUGUACUCGGGUUGUGGGUUAAGGAUUCUAUGCGGAAGCUGUGAGGCAAUCUUACUAAUUUGAUGCAAGGCUGUAAUCUGCACUGUUAACAUUUUUGGGGGAAGGGGAGCAUUAAGUAAGGGAAUGAAGUGGUUUAUUGUUGCACAUGGAUAAGUUCCUUCUCAAAUAUGUUAUCAGAGUUAAUACAAUGUUAUUUUUCUGGGACCAUUGGGUGUUUUCCACUGAAGGCUUAUUUUCAUGUUGUAAAUCAGUUGAUCAUGUGAAUAUGGUUUUAUAAAUACUAAACAUUAAUAAAAACGAGGCAUAUUGAUUAAUGGAGGUAGAUUCUGAGUACUAGACCUGUACUCCAAGACCCGUAAACUGUGACCGUUGGUCUGUUUUCAAAGCCUUAAUGGCAUUAAAGUGCCUCCACAGAUCCCAUUGUACUUGUGCCGACCCUGUUUUGGAACUUUGCUGCGAAUCCCCUUCUUUUGGGAGAGUGUCUCCAGAGAACAAAUACAAAUGUACUGUAAUGCUGCUGUUCAGCUUGAUCCUUUUACUUCACAUCUGAAUGAAGAACAUUUUGGAACUUCACAGUGGGAACCCAAGAUGCUGAUUUGCCAAAGGCAGCCUGUUACUAGUUUCUUAAAUUAUGAAUGCAAGUUGAGCAGAACCAAUGAAAGCAAGGUUCUCUAUUUGUUGUUCCUGUUAUGUUGCAGAGCAAAACUGAGUUUCAACCCUAUGUAUUUAUGUUCAAAUAAAAAUAUCUACUAAUAAAGUUUAUUUCU